AUGAAUCCAAAUAUGGCGGUGGAUUCGUCUGCACACUCCAAAGAGGUGGCGGAGAAAAAGAACGUGGAGGUGGUGGCGGAGACAGCAGCCCUGGAGGUGGCGGUGGUGACAGCAGUCGUAGAGGUCACGGGAGUGAUAGGGAACAUAGAGGCGGUCAGGCUCGUCGAGGUGGACGAGGUGGUCGUGGCGGUGGGGUGUACAGAUGUUGGUGAUCAAUCCGAUGUUCCGCAACCGCGCCAAGUUGAUGUUGAUCCAAUUGCCAACCUCGUCUCAGGGAAGAUUCAGGAAGAACUUGCCUCAGUUGAGUCUCGCAUAGCUAGGGCCGUCGACCUUAAAUUACAGUCCCAAAUGAAGGCUAUGGAGACAAGACUAACCAAAUGUGUUGUAGACAACAUCCACGCGAUGAAAAGGGGAGUUAUAAAGGCUAUUAUAGAUUACCUGAAGAAGACAACAUCUUCAACGCCGAGCAUUUCAGAUGUGCCACAACAACAUCACACAAACACAGCAAGCCCUUCUUUGAGUGGGCAUGGUGAGGCGCCUGAAAAAGUAGUCCCUGAACAGAUGGCGGUGGACGAUCCUCAACCUCUUGUAAACCAGUCCAUCAGGCGUAUUUUAGAUGACCUACAAGCAUCAUCACACAAUCAAGAGGUGAAUGUAGAAGGGAAUGUCUCUCAGCAAGAUAACACCACAAAAGCCCCUACAGAGCACGAGAGAACAGAGAUUCUGAACACGGAGGAUGCUGGUAAUAAAUCUCCCUCCAACCAAGAAGCCGAAUCAACAUCGGGCAAGACAAUCCCUGCUGUCACAACAAGUCCAUCCAUGGUUGAUCCUUCUGAAAAUGUCAAUAAUCAGACACUCAGCGACCCCACUUCUACGGAUCUCACUGACGAAGAAGCCAUCUCCGACAAGGAUUUGGAGCAAUGGGCAAUGACGCUGGCGACUGCUAUGGGAAGAAGUACCUCAGCACAAAUACAGACACCCUCGCUAACCGAUGAUGGGGUCCUCACUUGUCUUUACGUUGAUGCACACUGCCAGAAGGGAUUGGAAGCUUGCAAAUUCCUAACCCAGCAGGUGCUCCCUGAUGCGGCGAAGCAGCUAUGUCUGAAGUUUUACCGUUACAUUACCCAAAACAAUCCUCUUAAUCAUCGCCAGCAACAAUCAUAA
Messenger RNA from Eruca vesicaria subsp. sativa (arugula), 1164 nucleotides. NCBI's taxonomy places the organism in Eukaryota, Viridiplantae, Streptophyta, Magnoliopsida, Brassicales, Brassicaceae. The record is from the annotation of a GenBank genome assembly.